Molecule: messenger RNA, 1254 nt
Organism: Penicillium verhagenii
Lineage: Eukaryota; Fungi; Ascomycota; Eurotiomycetes; Eurotiales; Aspergillaceae
Exons: 1
Coding region: 1-1254 (417 amino acids)
Source: RefSeq, a predicted model, not a curated record
AUGGCUCCCGUUCCAGUUGAAGACGUCUUUGACAUUCCAGGCGCGUCAGUGGAGGUGCGGGACAUCGACGGCAUUCCUGGAAUUUCGAUCGAAGCUCACGCGCCCAACGAAGACUACACUGCCAAUACCCCGCCAUCCGUUAGCUACAACAACCUCAUUGCUCGAUCCGACUCUACGUCCACAUCCACAUCAACCGCCAAGUAUGGCCAAGGCACAAUCGAUCCAACGAGCAUCAAGAUGCAGGGCCUAUUGGCUCUAUUUGCCCUCAUUGGCGCAGCAUUCGUCUUAGGUGCCAUUUGGUUCUUCUUCUGGGCCAAGAACGGUGGCUUCCAUUGGCGAAAGGGUGACUGGGACGAUUACAAGUCGACUGUUCUCCGCCGUAAAGGCCCAGACGGUCGCACCCUCAGUAAUGCCACCAAGAGUACCAAGCUCGGCGGCGGCAGUGUCGUGGGCAAAGGGUACAGCGACGACGGAUACACCUACACAGAUGAAUCAUACACGCAAACCGCAUCGACAAUCAUGACAGAAGAACAGCCAAAACGCAAGCGCAACUUCAAAGAGAAAAUCCUUCGACGUCGCCAGGAUGACCGCUGGGAGGGCGAAGGAGAUGACGACGUCCGCGCAUACCGCGAGGAGAAGCCGGCACGGAUUGGCGGUAUGAACCGCGAAGCCGACGGGACAUACCACGGCAGUGACUAUGACUCCUCCGCCCCGCCUACACACUACAACCGCAGCGAUAUGAGCGAAGUCCGCGACUACGCUUACGAAAAGCCGCGUCGCUCCAAGACAAAGCAGAAGCGCAGCGCAUCUGGCUUCUCCUUCACUGCCGGCAGCGAAGAUGUGCUUAGCCAGACUACGGAGGAACACCAAUUGCGCGACCCGGCUACCCGUCGUGACCGAGACCAGGAGCGGGAGGCUCGUCGUGAAGCCCGUCGUAGGGAUCGACGAAAUGCUGCCGCCGCAGCUGCGGCUGCGUCUUCGGCCCCUUCAUCUCGUGCUAGUAGCCCGCGCAAGAAGGACACCCGCAAUAUGCCCGGUCACUUUACCGAGCCGCUGGACUUCUCGUCAUCCGGUACUCGCUCUGAGUACCAGUACUCUAACGUCGAUACUGAAGAUUCCGGUACCAAGAGCUACCACCACCCGAUUGCGGGUCUGAGCAAGGGUUAUCGCCGCGAUGAUCGCCGUGACGGCCGGAAAAGUCGCCGCCGUGACAGUCUGAGUGACAGCGAUGGUGAUGAGACCCGGUACUCUUAA